Cyprinodon variegatus (sheepshead minnow) is the source of this 3299-nucleotide messenger RNA. It is a transcript of the gene mars1, whose product is annotated as methionyl-tRNA synthetase. Gene Ontology annotation, molecular function: ATP binding; methionine-tRNA ligase activity. Gene Ontology annotation, biological process: methionyl-tRNA aminoacylation. Gene Ontology annotation, cellular component: cytosol; aminoacyl-tRNA synthetase multienzyme complex. The record is from RefSeq and is a predicted model, not a curated record. The coding region runs from base 140 to 2911 and encodes 923 amino acids. NCBI's taxonomy places the organism in Eukaryota, Metazoa, Chordata, Actinopteri, Cyprinodontiformes, Cyprinodontidae. The transcript is spliced from 22 exons.
AUCUAACAGCGCUUGCAUCAGCGUGGACAGCAUACGCCGGCAAAGUUAGUCCCAGAGUCAUCUUCUCAUUCAGAGAGAAAUAAAAACAGACACAACAAACCCCGAGAAGAGUUUAAUAACAAGAAGAGCUGCCACCGCCAUGAUGGAGCUGUUUGUUAGUGAAGGCAACCCGCAUUGUCUGAAGGUGUUAGCCGCUCUGGAAGUGACAGGAGUUCAAUGCGGCGUUCAUUUUAUCAACCACGAAGAGAAAGUGGUGCCUUUUCUCAGCCGUCCAGCUUUGCCCGCCCUUCUCCUGCCAAGCAAACAGCACAUUUUCAGCUCCAACACUAUCUGCAGAUAUCUGUUUGAGUUAAAUGGACCAGAAUCCAGUGACCAGUGCAACCAAUGGCUUGAGUGGGAAGCCACGGUUCUUCAGCCUGCACUGCUACGGGCUCUUCACAUGGCCGUGCUUCAGGGAAAAGGAUCAGAGGUGUCCAAGGUCCUUCAGAGUCCUCUAAAUGUCUUGGACCAAAGCCUUGGCAAGGGAAACAUGUCAUAUUUAACUGGGAAAGAUGUUUCAGUUGCUGAUAUUGUAUUAUGGGGUGCACUACACCCUGUUUUAUUCAACUCAUCUCUGGCUUUGAGCGAUCAUAAGUUUGUGAAGGCCUGGUUUGACCGUGUUGCUGCCAUGAGUGGUUGUCAGUCUGCGGCUCAAAAAGUGCUGCAGGGAAAAGGCCUGGAGGCCAUGAAGAGCUACAUGCAGAGACAGCCUGCACCUCAGAGCAGAGACACACAGCCAUGCAACAGCAGCCCUGUUGAGAGUGAAGAAGGUGAGCGUGUUGUUUCAGAGGAGGAAAUGGAAGCGGCAGCUCUGACCUGGAGGAAGGAUAUAAACGCCUGCUCUCAGACAACAGAAAAACAACAUCCAAUUAUGCCAAAGGAGGGCAUGAGGAACGUCCUGAUCACCAGCGCCUUGCCAUAUGUCAACAAUGUUCCCCACCUGGGUAACAUCAUUGGCUGUGUCCUCAGUGCAGAUGUCUUCUCCAGGUAUGGCCGCCUGCGGGGUUGGAAUGUGUUGUUUGUCUGUGGCACAGACGAGUAUGGAACAGCUACCGAGAACAAGGCCAGAGAGGAGGGACUGACGCCGAAGCAGAUAUGUGACAAGUACCAUGCUGUUCACUCCAGCAUCUACAGAUGGUUCCAGAUUGACUUUGACUUCUUUGGGAGAACCACCACAGAGAAGCAGACAGAGAUCGCUCAGGAUAUUUUCUGGCGACUCCAGAAAAAUGGGUUCCUUGUAGAAGACACGGUGGAGCAGCUUCGCUGUGAAAACUGUCAACGGUUCCUGGCUGACCGCUUCGUAGAGGGUAUAUGUCCCCACUGCAGUUAUCCAGAGGCUCGAGGCGAUCAGUGUGACAAGUGUGGGCGGCUCAUCAACGCCGUGGAGCUUAGGGAACCUCAGUGUAAAGUCUGCAAGCAGACUCCAGUAAUCCGCUCUUCCAAGCAUCUUUUCUUGGACCUGCCAAAGCUUGAAACUCAACUGGAGCAGUGGUUGGAGAAAUCAACCAGCUCAGGAGACUGGACAGCAAACGCCAAACAAAUAACUCGCUCCUGGCUAAGAGAUGGACUCAAGCCUCGCUGCAUCACCAGGGACUUGCAGUGGGGAACGCCAGUACCUCACCCUGACUUUAAAGAGAAGGUGUUCUACGUGUGGUUUGACGCCCCUAUUGGCUACCUGUCUAUUACUGCCAACUACACCAGCGAUUGGGAAAAGUGGUGGAAAAAUCCGCAUCAGGUGGAGCUGUAUAACUUUAUGGCAAAGGACAAUGUGCCAUUCCACAGUGUGGUGUUUCCCUGCUCCCUUCUGGGAGCCCAGGACAACUACACUCUGGUUAACCAUCUAGUUGCCACUGAAUAUCUUAAUUACGAGGACACCAAGUUCUCUAAGAGCAGGGGUGUUGGUGUGUUUGGAGACAUGGCAAAGGACACGGGCAUCCCCUCAGAUGUAUGGCGUUUCUACCUGCUGUACGUCCGUCCAGAAGGACAAGAUUCAGCUUUUUCUUGGGCUGAUAUGGCUUUAAAAAACAACUCUGAGCUGCUUAACAAUCUGGGAAACUUCAUCAACAGGGCUGGCAUGUUUGUGACCAAGUUCUUUGGAGGAUGUGUGCCUGAAAUGGAGCUACAGCAGGAAGACAAGAAGCUCCUGGCUGUGGUGGGCUGGGAGUUACAGCAAUACAUCCAGCUGAUGGACAAAGUCAAGAUCCGCGAUGCCCUGAAACACAUCCUGAACAUUUCUCGCCAUGGUAACCAAUACAUUCAAGUCAAUGAGCCUUGGAAGAAAAUAAAGGGAGGAGAGUCAGAAAGGCGGCGCGCCGGCACCGUGACGGGGGUUUCUGUGAAUAUCUCCUGCUUGCUGUCGGUGAUGCUCCUGCCUUACAUGCCAGCGGUCAGCCAGACUAUCAGGGAUCAGCUCAACGCUCCUCAGUCUUGCAUCAAUACCAUGCUGCUAGGCCCCGGCUCCUUCGUGUGCGCCCUGAGAGCGGGUCACCGCAUCGGCACCGUCAGUCCGUUAUUCCAGAAACUGGAGGCGGAUCAGAUCGAAGCUUUGAAGAAGAGGUUUGGUGGACAGCAGCCAGAAGACGAACCAUCUAAUAAGAAGAUCACUGCCAGCAGUCAGCAGCCCGCUGUUGUUCCCGCUCCUCCCGCUGUUGCUGAAGUAAAGACGGGGGUCGGAGCGGACCCAGAGAAGGCUAAGCAGCUUGCAAAAGCUGUAGCGGAACAGGGCGACAAGGUACGAGCGCUCAAAUCCCAGAAAGCAGAGAAGGAUGUGAUCGCAGCAGAGGUUUCCAAACUUUUAGAUCUUAAGAAACAACUGGCUCUUGCUGAAGGGAAGAGCCCUGAACCUGCAGCUCAGAAAGGCAAGAAGAAGUAAGAAAGAAAAGCGAAAUGAAGGUUAGUCAGUGGAAGGGAGAAUGGAAACAAGAUGUACAGAUGAGGGUAUUAGCUUAAGGCUAAGCCGUAACAGGAUCUAAGACAAUGUGGUGUUGGCACCGAGGACUAAUGAAAUGCUGGAUUGGCCGGCGGGGAAAUGAAAACGCACAAAGAGACAGUCAAAUGAAUACAGAUACAGAAAGGGAGGAUUUCUCCAAAUCCCUACACCAAAAGACACUGAUUUUUAUACUCUCCCUGUGUUCAAGUCAGCAUUUGAUAUUAGAAUUUGGAGGGCAUGUUUGUAUGUAUUCAGAUGGUUUUUAUAUCCUCUGGGGGAAAAAAAUCUUUGUCCAAAUAUCCUUUUGAUUUCAUAAAAUAAACUGAUAAAG